Messenger RNA from Melopsittacus undulatus (budgerigar), 2705 nucleotides. RefSeq names its product RNA binding motif protein 17 (gene RBM17). Bases 77 to 1282 code for a protein of 401 amino acids. The transcript has 12 exons. Gene Ontology annotation, cellular component: precatalytic spliceosome. Gene Ontology annotation, biological process: mRNA cis splicing, via spliceosome; alternative mRNA splicing, via spliceosome. The record is from RefSeq and is a predicted model, not a curated record. Gene Ontology annotation, molecular function: RNA binding. NCBI's taxonomy places the organism in Eukaryota, Metazoa, Chordata, Aves, Psittaciformes, Psittaculidae.
GCCGCCCCUUCCCGGCUGCCUCAGCGGCCGGCUGAUGGCGGCGGCGGCGCGGUGACGGUUUUCAAUUGAAGAGAAAAUGUCACUUUACGAUGACUUGGGAGUUGAGACCAGCGAUUCUAAAACAGAAGGCUGGUCCAAAAACUUCAAACUACUACAGUCUCAGCUGCAGGUGAAGAAAGCAGCUCUCACACAAGCAAAGAGUCAGAGAACAAAACAAAGCACAGUGCUUGCUCCUGUAAUUGACCUGAAACGAGGAGGCUCUUCUGAUGAGAGACAGAUUGUGGACACACCACCUCAUGUCGCAGCUGGCUUAAAGGAUCCUGUACCCAGUGGUUUCUCUGCAGGAGAUGUGUUGAUCCCUUUGGCAGAUGAGUAUGAUCCCAUGUUCCCAAAUGACUAUGAAAAAGUGGUAAAACGUCAAAGGGAGGAGCGACAGAGGCAGCGUGAGCUGGAGAGGCAAAAGGAGAUUGAAGAAAGAGAAAAAAGACGUAAAGACAGACAUGAAGCCAGUGGCUUUUCAAGAAGACCAGAUCCUGAUUCUGAUGAAGAUGAAGAUUAUGAAAGGGAGAGACGAAAACGAAGUAUGGGAGGAGCUGCCAUUGCACCACCCACUUCCCUUGUGGAGAAGGACAAAGAACCUGUAGCAUCAUUUCCAUACGAAGAGGAGUCGAGACCUCGGCCACCAUCUUCCAAAGCAGCUAUUCCUCCUCCAGUAUAUGAUGAGCCAGAAAGACCUCGUUCCCCCACAGGACCUAGCAACUCUUUCCUUGCUAACAUGGGAGGGACAGUGGCUCAUAAAAUCAUGCAGAAGUAUGGUUUCAGAGAGGGCCAGGGGCUGGGAAAGCAUGAACAGGGGCUGAGCACAGCACUCUCAGUGGAGAAAACAAGCAAGAGGGGUGGCAAGAUCAUUGUUGGUGAUUCUACAGAGAAAGAAACUGGCAAAAAAGCGGAUUCGAACCCAUUGACUGAGAUACUGAAAUGCCCAACUAAAGUGGUCUUAUUAAGGAACAUGGUUGGUGCUGGGGAGGUGGAUGAAGAUCUAGAAGUUGAAACUAAGGAGGAAUGUGAGAAGUAUGGCAAGGUUGGGAAAUGCGUCAUCUUUGAGAUUCCUGGUGCCCCUGAUGAUGAAGCUGUAAGAAUAUUCCUAGAGUUCGAACGGGUUGAAUCUGCCAUCAAAGCUGUUGUGGAUCUAAAUGGAAGAUACUUUGGAGGCAGAGUCGUGAAGGCUUGUUUCUACAACCUGGACAAGUUCCGAGUACUGGAUCUGGCUGAGCAAGUUUGAUUUUAAAGCUCCUGCUCGAGGUGGCACUGUUUUGGCAAUCACGUUUUCAGCAGUAGGCUGGGAAUAAGGAAGAGCAAAGUAGCUUUCCUAGCAAACUGGAAACAAGCCUCAUUGAAUGGAUUUUUCACAUUCGUUGUGACUUACAUUUUUCUUUUUGUAAUAUAAAGCCCUUUGAAAGUCAGAUUCACGUCUGUGUGGUUUUGAAUUGCACAAUUCCGCUUAAUUGCUCUGGGGAUCUGGAUUGUUUUGGAGCUUUCAGACGCCGUGGUUCUCUUGAAAACCCACUGCUGAGGAGAUGCUUUGUCUGUAUUCCUGCUUUCCUUGUUCUGGUGCUUCAUCAUGGAGUCCCUGUGCUGCCUCCACAGUAAGUGGGAAGCUCUGGAAAGGGACUAUGUGCUGUCAUGCUUCUCUUCCCUCAUGGUAUCUCUCAGUUACAUUACAGCCUUGCACGCCAGAGUGAUUUGGGAUUGUUGGACAGUUGGCAGCUAGUUUGUUCUUACCUGACUCCGGGACCAUGCUUUCUAUGGAGACUAACAAGGAAUGAGUCUGUCUUUCUUCCCAAAUCCAAAGAAUAUACACGUUUAACCCAGGGAAAUGGAAGGAGGAAGGAAUUUAAACUGCUCAGCCAUUUGAAUCGGAAUGAGUGGACUGUUAGCAGGAGCUUUGUGCUGUCAGGCAGUCUUUACAGAAAUAGCCAGGGUUAACUGAUGACAGGUCAUUACUCAAAUGCUACGGGUAGAACUGAGGGGAACUCAUUCUUGUGUCUCAGAAUCUCAAUUCCUCUAAUGUCACACAUAACUAACUUCUUGUUUCAUUGAUUCUAACCUGGCCAUUGUUAUACCUCUGUAUUUCUAUAUUGGAGGUUGAAUAACACCAAGCUUGGUUUUUUUCUUCUGAGGAGUGCCAGUGGAACAGUUCAGAGUAGUAGGUGAUGGAGGAGAAUUCUCAUACAUAAUCUGAAGAGUAUAAACUAAACGAUUAAACACUAGUUUUUGAUAAUCUAAUGUAAAAUCAGAGCUAACACUCUGCUCCUGAUUGAUGUUUGCUUUUUGUUUGGGAACAGUAUGUGACAAAGAGCUGGCAAGGGGUGACUGCAGUGAUGGCAGUUGUCUCUGUGCUCCAUUGCACCUAGGAUUAUGCAGAUACCAAUCUGGAAGUGAGCUCUGAGGGCAUUUAAGCUGUUUGAGAGCUGAUGCUGGAUGUCUUCUUCCUAUUAUGUAUUGGGGGGAGGGGGUAUAGACCUGUAGUUGAUCAACGCUGUGAAUAUCUCCAGUUAUCAGCCUUUUAUUAAGUUUGAGCUGCAGAUCUGUAUGAGAAGCCCUUGGUCUUGUGUUUCACUGAUUUUGUCUGUGUUCCACCAACCUCUGUACAAACAUUUGCUUGUAAAACAGAAAUCAGUUUUUAAAAAAACCCUUGUAUUUUA